Messenger RNA from Salvelinus sp. IW2-2015, 733 nucleotides. Its product is annotated as general transcription factor 3C polypeptide 5-like. Gene Ontology annotation, cellular component: transcription factor TFIIIC complex. Gene Ontology annotation, molecular function: RNA polymerase III type 1 promoter sequence-specific DNA binding; RNA polymerase III type 2 promoter sequence-specific DNA binding. Gene Ontology annotation, biological process: transcription initiation at RNA polymerase III promoter. The record is from RefSeq and is a predicted model, not a curated record. Lineage: Eukaryota; Metazoa; Chordata; Actinopteri; Salmoniformes; Salmonidae.
AAUUGUUGCAGGGAUGGCAGACUUCCAGUAUCUUGCAGUGCAUUCAGCAAAGGACGGCUCACACACAUCCCUCUACGAUAAGAUCAUCUUGCGUAAACCAGAGAAUAAUGAGUUCUUUGAGCAGCCUGUGCCCCUCUUCCUUCCUCCACCCAUCUUCUCUCGCCUGGACAGUGCUGUGGACUAUAACUACCGACCUGAAAUCCAACACAAAGAAGGCCAUUGUCCCCCAACAGUCUCCAGGGAUAAUCUGAUUGGUUUGAGUCGAGCCCGUCGGCCUCAUAAUGCCAUCUUCCUCACUUUUAACGACCAGAACAUCCCCACGGAGCCCAUGGAGGCUGCCAAGGUCAACUGGAAGAGAGUGUGUGUUCACCCCAGUGACAUAAAGGCAGAGGAACAACUGAAGGAGAUGUUUGAGAGCCGGCCCAUCUGGUCCGGGUACGCGGUCAAGGCCAACCUGGACCUCCACCCUGAUAAACUGAAGCUGCUGCUCCCUAUCAUGGCCUACUAUAUGCCCUGCUCCUGGCUCAGCAUAAGGAACGUGAUCAGUCGGAACGAUGGCCAGGAGGAGGAGUGUGACGAGAGGGAUGGCUGGUGUCUGUCCCACACCUCUGAUGACCUCAGAGAUAUCAUGUCCUCUAUGAUCAAGCAGGUUAUCCGUGCCAAGAGGUCAGGUGAGACCUCUCUCUCUAACACUGYUGCAGCAUUAACCUAUGAUCGACCUGGCAGAGUUUGA